Molecule: messenger RNA, 4921 nt
Organism: Vigna radiata var. radiata (mung bean)
Lineage: Eukaryota; Viridiplantae; Streptophyta; Magnoliopsida; Fabales; Fabaceae
Product: plectin
Exons: 9
Coding region: 208-4671 (1487 amino acids)
Source: RefSeq, a predicted model, not a curated record
UCUAUUCACUAUUUUAUUUUUUUUUUUGCUGGCUUCUGUGUCGGCUAUAUAUCGGCGUUUGUAUCUGUAUCUGCAUCUGCAUCUGUUCCUAUUCACACAGAAAGCGCUGGUUUGGUUCCGUUACGUUACUCAUUGUCUUCGAUUUUCUGAUCUGCACUUUCGAUCUGUUCGCUCACGCCUGAUCCGGCUCUGCAUCUCCGGAGCACAAUGACGGAGGAGCAGGUGGUGAAUGUGAGCGGCGAAGAAGGAAAUUCGGGCGACGAUCACCGCGGCGUAAAUGCCAAGGGAGUUGCACACACUGUGGAUGGCGAUGUGGAUCUCGCCUCCGGCGGAGCUUCGUCGGAGAAAUUGGCGGUGAAAAAUUGCAAGGAUGCAGAGGCUAACGGUACGGCGGAGGAAGCUUCUGAAGAGGACGGUGAAUUGAAACGUGUAUACAGUGAAGGCGGCGCAGGAUCCGUUCGGAACGGUGUCGUGGAGAAUGAGACUCCUGCUGCUGCUGCGGAUGAGCUAAUUGCGGAUCACGAGGAAUACGUUGUUGUCGGUGCCUCGGAUGUUCAAAACAGUGUCGCUGCGGAGGGCGAGAUUGUCGGUGAUGCUAAUGGGAACGUCAAUGAAGUUGAGGAAUGCGAACUUUUGGAUCGUGCGGAGGUUUCUGGAGAUGAAAACGGUGUCGUUGUGAAUGUCGUGGAGGGAGAUACUGACGUGAAUCAAGGUGAUCGUGACUUCGAAUGUGUUGAAGUUCACAAUGAUGUGGCGAUGGUGGACGGAGCUGAGGAGGAAGUGACUGCUGCUGCUGAUGCGAACGGUGGAGAUGACGUGCAGAGUAAAAGUGAGCCUAUCUCUGAUAAAGAUGUGGAAGAAAGUGGGGAAAUCGAAAAUGUUGUUAGUGCAGAUGUCUCGGAUGAGAAAGACAUUGUAACUAACGAAAAUCAUGAUGUGGAAGAAGUCACCGAGAGGAAUGAGGUUCCUGUUGAUGUUGGUGGCGUCUCAGGUACUACAGAUGUGAAGGAAUAUGAACCUGAAGACGCUCGAAAUAGUUCAGAGACUGGGCAGAUUGAGUCUGCCUCUGGUUUGGCAGAGUCAGAGCAUGAGCCUAGUGAGUGCACUGAGGAGAAUGAAAUUGUUGUUGAAGGUGAAUCGGGCAGUAAGUCGGAAAGGUCUGAGCAGGAAGCAGGAAGUGAACUAGUUAAUAAAGGAGAAAGUACGACAGCCUUAAACAUAACAGAUGUGAAUGGAGAUGGUGAUGUUGUGUCUCAUAUUGCAGUGGAGAGCACAUCUGAAUCUUCUGUUAAUGUUUGUAAGAUGAAAAGCAAUGCGGUUGAUUGUGAUGGUGAACUUAAUGUUCAUGUACAGGAGAUGAAAAAUGCUGCAGUAGAUAGUGAAGCUGGAACUUCAAAUGGUGCAGUGCAGAAUGAAAGUACACCUUCAGCUGAGUCUGAGAUGGAAAACAGUAUAGAGGAGGUUGAGGCUGAACCUUCAAACUUUGCAGUGGAGGGUGAAGCUAAACCUUCAAAUGGUGCAGCGGAGAGGGAAGUUGAACCUUCAAAUGGUGCAGUGGAGAGGGAAGUUGAACCUUCAAAUGGUGUGGUGGAGAGUAGAACUGGACCUUCGAAUGGUGAAUUUGAGAGUGUACCUGAACCAUCAAAUGGGGCACUUGAGAGUGUAGCUGAAUCUUCAAAUGGUGCAGUUGAGGAUGAAGCUGAUUCUUCAAAUGGUGCAGUUGUAACUGAAAUCAAGACAUUAAAUGGUGCAGUUGAGAUUGUAGCUGAACCUUCGAAUGGUGCAGUUGAGUUUGUAGCUGUACCUUCGAAUGGUGCAAUUGAGGGUGAAGUUGAACCUUCAAACGAGGAAGUUGUGAGUGAAGCUGAUUUAUCAAAUGGUGCAGUUGAAAGUGUAACUGGGCCUUCAAAUGGUGCAGUUGAGGUUGAAGCUGAAUCUUCAGCUGUGAAUGAAGCUGAGCCAUCAAAUGGUGCAGUUGAACCUUCAAAUGGUGAAGUUGAGGGUGAAGUUGAACCUUCAAGUGGUGCAGUUGAGAGUCAAACUGAACCUUCAAAUGGUGCAGUUGAGAGGGAAGCUGAACCUUCAAAUGGUGAAAUGGAGAGUGAAGCUGAACCUUCAGAUAGGGAAGUGGAGAGGGAAGCUGAAUCUUCAGAUGGUGCAGUGGAGAGAGAAGCAGAACCUUCAGACGGGGUAGCAGAGAGAGAAGCUGAACCUUCAAAUGGUGAAGUUGAGAGAGAAGCUGAACCUUCAGAUGGUGCAGUGGAGAGAGAACUUGAACCUUCAAAUGGUGUACUGGAGAGAGAAGCUGAACCUUCAAAUGGUGCAGUGAAGAGAGAAUCUGAACCUUCAAAUGGGUCAUUCGAGAGAGAAGCUAAACCUUCAGAUGAUGUAGUUGAGAGUGAAGUAGAACCUUCAAAUGGUGAAGUGGAGAGUGAAGUUAAACUUUCCAAUGGUAUAGUUGAGGGUGAAGCGGAACCUUCAAACGAAGUAGAGAGUGAAGCUAAACCUUCAAAUGAUGUAGUAGAGAGUGAAGCUAAACCUUCAGACAUUGUAGUUGAGAGUGAAGCUAAACCUUCAGAAGGUGUAGUUGAGAGUGAAGCUAAACCUUUAAAUAGUAUACUUGAGAGUGAAGCUAAACCUUCAAAUGGUGUAGUAGAGAGUGAAAGUGAAUCUUCUGUUGAUUUGCGUGAGAUGAAAAACAAUGCAGUGAAUAGUGAAGCUGAACUUUCAACUGGUGCACUGAAGAGUGAAACUGAAUCUUCUGCUGUAUCUGACAUUAAAAGGUAUCCAUUGGAGAUUGAAGAUGAACAUUCAAAGGGGGCAGUGGAGGGUGAAGCUCAACCUGUAGUUGAAGGUGAAGGCAGCAAUCAAGGAGAUGAAGACACAAGACCUGCCUUGGAUGCUUCAGAUGUACAGAAUGUGGGUGCAGAGAUAGUGAAAAAGCCAUUCUUCUAUUUGAUCAGGGUUCCCAGAUAUGAUGAUGAUGAAAACAUUAAAGAGCAGAUUGAAAAAACUCUUCGCCAAGUAGAAGAGAAGACUAAAAUUCGAGAUUCUAUUCGAGCUGAAAGCCAGACUAUAAAGGCCCGUUGUAAGGAUUGCGACCAAGAAGUUAAGGCUGCAAUAGCAGCCCACAGAGCUGCUCGGGACCAGCUCAAAUCCAAACGCCAGGAAAUGGAUUCGGUUCAAUCCAAAAUGAACAGAUUAAACAAUGCAAUUUCUGUUGGGGAUAUAGAUGGCAAGAUAAGAAACAUGGAACACAUGAUUCAGCAUGAAACUUUGCCUUUGAAUGAAGAAAAGCAAUUGAUACGCCAAAUCAAACAAUUGAAGCAGAAUCGAGAGGAGCUGUCUUCUAAUAUGAGAAAGCAGGAUCAAUCACAACAAUCUCUAGACCACAAGGAGGGCAAUAUUGAAGAGCACUCUAAGCAUUUACAGCUUCUGAAGAAGGAAAUGGAAGUGCUUAGAAAUAAUGUUCUGAAGUUAGAUGCGGCAACUAAAGACGCAAAGAAGAAAUAUAAUAAUGAAUAUGAUAAGCUGAAUGAGUUGAUUGCUCAGUUUAAGGCAGCUGAUGAAGUUCGUCAAGAGGCAUACGCUAAGUCAGUGACUUUGAAAAAACAAUUGCAUGAGAAGGGCAAACAUUUCUGGGAUUACAGAAAGGCUGCAAAUAAAGCGCAGGAACUAGCAGCAGGAGGGAAAAAAGAGGAGCUACAAUGCUUCUGUGUUGAUCAGGUUGAGAGAAUUAUGGAGCUAUGGAACAAAAAUGACGAUUUCAGAAGGGACUAUGUCCGAUGCAACACUAGGAGUACACUUAGGAGACUGCAAACCCUAGAUGGCCGAUCACUUGGUCCUGAUGAAGAACCCCCUGUAAUUCCUAAUGUCAUAACUGUAAGAGCUUCCAAAAAUAUUUCCGUGGUCUCGCAAUCAACUCUGGAACAAGAAAAGAAACCCCCCUCAACAGAAUCUGUUAUUAUAAAGGAGGAACCUGUUUCGAAGGUUGUAGUGCAAAAAACUGAGACUAGUCAGACAACUAAAGCUAAAAAUCCUACCAAGCCUUCUCCCUUAGAGAAAACUGUGGCUCGCUGGGGUGAUGAGUCUGAUGAAGAAGUUAAAAACGAAGAACCUGUGAGAACAAAGGAGGAAGAGGAACUGUUACUGAAGGCUGAAAAGGCAAAGAAGGAGGAAGAGGAGGCAAUGUUGAAGGAAAAGCGGAGGCUAGAGGAGAUUGAGAAAGCUAAGGAGGCCCAGCAGAGGAAAAAGCGUAAUGCAGAGAAGGCUCAACAAAGGGCUGCCUUAAAGGCACAAAAAGAAGCUGAACAGAAAGAGAAGGAAAGGGAGAAGAGGGCAAGGAAGAAGGAAAGAAGAAAGGCAGCUUCUGCUGUCACUGCAGAUAAUAUAGAACAAGAAUCUGCUCCUACCUCAGAAAUUCUAACAAGAAGUUUGGAAGAACAUGAUCAGAGUGAGAAACCAACUGAGCUAACAAAAAAGCCGCAGAAACCAUCUCAAUUCACGAAGCAGACCAAGCCAAAAUCUGUACCCCUGGCUCUCCGCAACCGGGGAAAGAGACGAAUUCAACCAUGGAUGUGGGUUCUAAUUGCAGUUAUAGUUGCUGCUGCCUUGUUUUAUGUGGGCAAUAGCAGCGUUCUGAGAUCUUCACUUCAAGGCUUUGGUUUCUGAAGACACUCCAGAGCAAUCACUAGGUGCGCGCGUCGGGGAUGUUACCCUUACAUAUUUAUUACAUACAUACAUAUAUAUAUAGAUGCAAUUCUUUCUUACCCCUGCAAUUUUUUCCUGCUAGUUUUGGCCUAUAGUCAUUAUUUUCUUCAUAUUGAGAUUUUUGUUUUUUACUUUGGGAUGUGUCGUGAUUGCCGAAUGCUUCUGCCACCAAUUAUGAGAAAAUAAUAAAUUAUUGUGAUUGUGCCCUUCA